AUGAGCCCUCCUCCGCCACCCUACCUCUCUCCCGGCUUCGACCCGACAAAGGCCAAAGUCGCAGAGCUGCGCGGCUACCUCCUCGCACACGACGUCCAGUACAGCUCGAUCGCCAAGAAGCCCCAGCUCGUCGCCCUGUUCGAGCAGCACAUUCGCCCGCAAGCACCCGCUCUCGUCGCCCAGAUGCGCGGCGUGCGCGCCUCGGCCGACGGCAUCCUCGACGGCGAGAGCGCCGGCGCCACGUCGCUCAGGGAGCUCGACACCGACUCGGACGCCGACUCGCCGCCCAAGCCCAAGCCGCGCUCGCGCACGAGGAAGAGCCUCGCGACCGCCGCCGCCUCCACCGCGACCACCGCCGCCGCCCCGACGCCCAAGCACAAGGCCCAGUCGAGCGCCAAGAGCAAGGUCAAGGCGCGCGCACCGCCGCCGCCGCCGCCGCGCCGUGACGACUCGGGCGACGAGGACGACGACGAGUCGAUGGACGAGGACCCGCCGACGCCGCCCAAGAAGCGUGGCCGUCCGCGCAAGUCGGCAAAGCCGCGCUCGCCGUCGCCGCCGUCGCCGUCGCUGUCGCCCGUCGCCAUGGACGUCGACGAGUACGAGCCGGCGGGCGACUCGACGGCGCCCAUCGCGAGCGACCACGGCUCGGACUCGGACGACCCGUCGACCCGUCGCGUGCACGCUCGCGCUCGCCCUUCAUCCUCCUCGUCGUCGCAGGCGCAAGCGCAGGCGGCGUCGCCGACCAAGAAGCGCAAAGAGCCGAGCACGCCGCGCCUGAGCGAGCUCGUCAAGCAGGCCGACUCGCCCGCCUCGGGCUCGGGCAACUUUAGCGACUUUAACCCGUUCCAGUCGGGCGGUGAGGAGACGCCCGACCGGGCCCUCAAGCGCCGCAAGUCGUCGGUCGGCCCGAGUCGCCUCGGCAAGCCCGCGGGCGGCGGCGGCGGCGUUGGCGGCGGCGGCGAGGCGGCGGCGGCGUUGGCGGCGUCGACGCGCCCGCGCAAGAGCCUCCCCGCCCACCUGCACCAGCACCAGCACCACGGCCGGGCCGACGUCGACCAAGCGGGCUCGUGGGCCGACUCGCCCGCCAAGGGCGCAAAGCGCGCCCGCGCGAGCGCAGCCGCCGCGGUCGAGCACGCGCACGAGCACGAGCACGAGUACGCGGCCAACGUCCCGCCCAUGCCGGCCCUCCCGGCCUCGGUGCGCGCCAAGCACCAGCAGCGCGCCUCGCUCGGCUCGGCGUCGGCGUCGAGCACGCCGAUCGGCGUCCCGUACAUGGUCCCGGUCGCAAAAGUCAAGACGACGCCGCCGCAGGUCGCCGAGAUGCUGCGCCAGCACGAGGCGGCCCAGCAGCGCGCCUCGGCCUCGGCCCCGGUUUCGGCCUCGCCCCAGUCGUCCAAGCCGCCGCAGCUGUACUCGAGCCCGAGGACCCGCAUCGCGGGGCCAUCGCCGCACGCCGCGGCGCGCCCGAGGACGGCGUCGUCUUCGAGCCCGGACGACGAGCGCGAGCGCACGACGUCGGUCGUGGCGGCCGCCUCCUUGAGGACGGCCAAGCGCCAGGUCGUCGGGCAGGGCAAGCAGCUCGCGGCCGACGUCAUCCGCCUGCGCGACCCGUCGUCGUUGUCGUCGUCGCACGAGGCGCACGAGGCGCUCGUCGCGCUCCCGAGCGCGAGGACCGUGCGGCGCGUCACGCUCGCCGCGCUCGUCGUCGCCGCGCUCGCGCUCGUCCUGUGGCGCCGCGCCGAGACGAUCGCCGCCGGGUACUGCGACCCGACCUCGCUGUCGAACGAGCGCGUCGCCGCACGCCGCACGUCGCUCGCGCUCCCCUCGCUCCCGGACCUGUCCGAGCCGGUCGGCGCCUUGCUCGACUCGACGGGCCUGCGUCCAGGGUGCACGGCGUGCCCUCAGCACGGGCACUGCGCGCACGGCGAGUUCGUCGGCUGCGAGCUCGACCACGUCCCUGUCGAGCCCGGCUUGCUGCGCACCCUCGGCGGGCUCGUGCCCGCCCCGAGCGUGUGCGUGCCCGACACGGCCAAGCAGGUCGCCGUCGCGCGCCAGGCGAGCGCCGGAGCGCACGUCCUGCGCCACCGACGCGGCGAGGUCGUGUGCCGCUCUGGGCUCGAGAAGCAGCGCCGCCGCGACGCACAGGGCGGCCGCGGCGCCGAGGACGCGUUCGUGUUCGGCAUGGACGCCGUCAGGGUCCUCGAGGAGAUGGCGCGCGUCAACGAGCUCGCGAGGGAGCCCAUCAGCGACGAGUUCGUCGACGAGAUCAACCGGCUUGCGCUGAGGGACCUCGAGGCGCACGGCGAGGUCGUCGUGUGGCAGAACGGCAACGAGUACUGGUACGCGAGCAAGACAGCCGACAUGUCGCUCGGGUGCCGCGCGCGCCUGUUCGCCAAGAACUGGGUCAAGCAGCACAAGGGCUCGCUCGCAGGCCUGUUUGCGGCGCUCGCCGGCGUCGCGUGGGUGCGGCACAAGCUCGCGCAGCGCAAGCGCGACGAGGUGCGCAAGGAACAGCUCGUCGUCGUCGCCCUGCACCAGCUCCAGCAGCAGGCCCGCUCGCACCUCGCCGACCCAGUCCACGUCCCCUUUGCGCACGUCGCGCCGUCGCACCUGCGCGACCUCGUCCUGCAGGACGAGCACUCGCCCGCGCGCCGCGCCGCCCUGUGGCACCGCGUCGCGCACGUCGUCGAGGGCAACGCCAACGUGCGCGUGCGCGACGUCGAGAUUGGCGGCGAGGAGCUCAGGGGGUGGGAGUGGACGGGCCCGGUCAUGGGCAGUGGCGGUGGCGGCGGCGGCGCGGGUGCGGGGGUUGGGGAGGUGGACAGGCCGGCCAUGGUUGAGGGCGGACAGAGGGUGCUCGCGAGCUUGCCGUCGUCGCCGGCGCUCGCGAGGGCGUGAGGAGGGGGCGCGGCGAGUCUCUCUCUCUCUCUCGCGCGCGCGGGACGGACACGGGCACGAGCGAGGCGGGACAAAGGGCUUUGUCACAGCUUGAUCUUUGCAAUGUCACUCUGCGGGUCAUUCGUUCGUUCGAAAAUACACAGCGCCCAUGCUCUCGCUCCUUUGCCCGCCCCGCCCCGCCCGCUCGGCUGCGCUCGCCCCUCGCCCAGCUCGCUCUCAGUGCUUGCGGAACCCGUCGUCGUCGCCGUACGGGUCGCGGUACCGCUGCUGCGAGUCGUCGCCGCCACCGUACAGCGUGUCCUGCGACGCGUUGCCGGGACCCGCCGCCGCGCCCAUGCCGUCGUCCGUUCCCGCGCCUCCUCCCGCGUACAGCCUCGGCUGCGAGAUGCUCCCUCCACCGCCGCCGUGAGCGCCGUACGUCGGCGGCAAGGCGCCGUCGUCGUCGACGAGGCUCACGGCCGAGCCGAGCAUGGGGUCGUACCGCUGCGGCAUCUCGAACGCGUCCUCGGUCGCGUUCCACUCGUCGUCGUCGUGGUGGUGGUGGGCGUCGCGCCCUGGGACGGCGCCCCUCGCGUCCGAGUAGACGGCGUCUUGGCGCAGGGCGCGGCGGCGGAGGGUGCGCAGGCGGAGGAAGAUGAGGGCGGCGACGACGGCGAGCGCGACAAAGAGGGACGCGACAAAGACGCCGACAAAGCCGCCGUAGGUGCCGGCGACUUUGGGACCGUGGUAGGUCGAGCUCGGCGGGACAGAGUCGAAGGUGC
Molecule: messenger RNA, 3659 nt
Organism: Rhodotorula graminis WP1
Lineage: Eukaryota; Fungi; Basidiomycota; Microbotryomycetes; Sporidiobolales; Sporidiobolaceae
Exons: 6
Coding region: 1-2898 (965 amino acids)
Cellular component (GO): nuclear inner membrane
Molecular function (GO): chromatin binding
Source: RefSeq, a predicted model, not a curated record